GGCCGGUUGUCAGUCGGUGGCAGUUUCCUCGCUCUCCUAUUGUUUGUGGCCGGUGCGCGAGCGAGCGAGCGCGCGGUGGGGGGCGGCGGCGGGAGACUGCGAGCCCAAACCGUCUCAAUAUUGAAAGUCAACGGCUGUCUCGCUCCGGAGGUUCGUGGGGUUUCGAAACAAAACGCCGCGCUUAACGAUGCUUCGUUUCAGUGUGAGGAGGCGGUAGCGGCAGUAGGAUCUCAAUACGGGCAUUUUGUUUACGUGUUUGCAAGACCUCGGCCUGGAAGACGACGACGAAGAGCUCGGAGCGAGAAGAAAGCGGAGCCGCUUCCUCGCCGUCCUGCUCGGAGUCACCGGCCGGCCCGAGGUGGGAGUGCAAACCACUGAGGACCAGGAGAGCCGGCGCAGGCAGACAGACGGGAGGCCUCUCCUUGUGCGGGAGGAGCCGUCGCCGCCAUCCUUUCUCUUCCUCCAGGAUUUUUAAAUAACUCGGCCUUUUAAACCGAGGGGGCCCUCCCGGAGCCGUCGAGAAACGGGUGGCAGGACGGGAUCCAUGUAACGGCCGAAGGCCUCGGAAGCACCGACGGUUUGGAGGAGUCGCCGAGCCCCCUCCCGGAGAGUGACGAUACCCUUGUGAAGACCACAACCGCCAGAUCCCCGAGCCGCAGCAAGCUAAGUGAAUCCCCCGGAGUAGGGGGGAACGGGAACCUUCGCAAAGAUGUCCAAAGGAGACGGAGAGUCCGGAGGCUUGACUUGGGUGACGUUAUUCAGCAAUCAGAAAAAUCUUGCAAAUAAAGAAGAAAUAAAUGCGAAGAGCGACACUUCAAAAAAGAUGUCAGAAGCUUCCAAAAAGAUGUCCGUGGAGAGGGUUUAUCAGAAGAAAACACAGCUGGAACAUAUCCUUCUCCGUCCUGACUCGUACAUUGGUUCUGUGGAACCAGUAACCCAGCCAAUGUGGGUAUAUGAUGAAGAUGUGGGCAUGAACUUGAGGGAUAUCACCUAUGUUCCUGGCUUGUACAAAAUAUUUGAUGAGAUUCUUGUUAAUGCAGCUGAUAACAAGCAGAGAGACAAGAAUAUGACAUGCAUCAAAAUUUCGAUUGAUGCGGAUUCCAACAUUAUUAGUAUUUGGAAUAAUGGGAAAGGCAUUCCAGUAGUGGAGCACAAAGUAGAAAAAGUGUUUGUACCUGCUUUGAUUUUUGGCCAGUUGUUAACAUCCAGUAAUUACGACGAUGAUGAAAAGAAAGUCACGGGUGGCAGAAACGGCUAUGGUGCUAAACUCUGCAACAUAUUUAGCACCAAGUUUACUGUUGAAACAGCCUGCAAGGAAUACAAAAACAGUUUUAAGCAGACAUGGACAAAUAAUAUGAACAAAUCAUCUGACGCAAAGAUUAAAUACUUUGAUGGUGAUGAUUAUACAUGUAUUACAUUCCAACCUGAUCUCUCAAAAUUCAAGAUGGAAAAACUGGAUAAAGAUAUAGUGGCACUCAUGACACGCAGAGCUUAUGAUGUCGCUGGGUCAUGUAGAGGAGUUAAAGUCAUGUUAAAUGGAAAAAAAUUACCGAUAAAUGGCUUCCGCAGCUAUGUUGAUCUUUAUGUGAAAGAUAAAUUGGAUGAAACUGGUGUUGCACUGAAGGUGGUUCAUGAAACUGUGAAUGAUCGUUGGGAAGUAUGUCUAACCAUGAGUGAGAAAGGCUUCCAGCAAAUCAGCUUUGUAAAUAGCAUUGCUACCACAAAGGGUGGUCGACAUGCUGAUUAUGUAGUUGACCAAAUUGUUAGUAAACUGAUUGAAGUGGUGAAAAAGAAGAACAAAGCUGGAGUAUCAGUGAAACCUUUUCAGGUAAAAAAUCAUAUAUGGGUCUUUGUUAACUGCCUCAUUGAAAAUCCAACGUUUGAUUCUCAAACAAAAGAAAAUAUGACUCUCCAACCUAAGAGUUUUGGCUCCAAGUGUGUACUUUCUGAGAGAUUCUUUAAAGCGGCAAACAACUGUGGUAUUGUUGAAAGUAUACUGAAUUGGGUCAAAUUUAAAGCUCAAACACAACUGAACAAGAAGUGUUCGUCAGUAAAACACAGCAAAAUCAAAGGCAUUCCAAAAUUGGAUGAUGCUAAUGAUGCAGGUGGCAGACAUUCUUCAGACUGUACAUUGAUUCUGACUGAAGGUGAUUCAGCUAAAUCCUUGGCUGUAUCAGGCCUAGCUGUCAUUGGACGCGACAGAUAUGGUGUGUUCCCGUUGAGGGGUAAAAUUCUCAAUGUUCGAGAAGCUUCACAUAAACAGAUAAUGGAAAAUGCAGAAAUCAACAACAUUAUCAAGAUAGUUGGCCUUCAGUACAAGAAGAGUUAUGAUGAUGCAGAGUCUCUGAAAUCUCUUCGCUAUGGCAAGAUUAUGAUCAUGACUGAUCAGGAUCAGGAUGGCUCUCAUAUCAAAGGCUUGCUGAUUAACUUCUUCCAUCAUAACUGGCCAUCUCUGCUGCGGCACCAAUUCUUGGAGGAGUUCAUUACACCUAUUGUAAAGGCUACCAAAAAUAAACAAGAAUUAGCAUUCUACAGCAUUCCUGAAUUUGAUGAAUGGAAAAAACAAGCAGACAACAACAAAUCUUGGAAAGUAAAAUACUACAAAGGUCUCGGUACAAGUACAUCAAAAGAAGCAAAAGAAUACUUUGCUGAUAUGGACAGGCACCGCGUAAUGUUUAGAUACACUGGCCCGGAGGAUGACGCUGCAAUUACUCUGGCUUUCAGCAAAAAGAAGAUAGAUGAUCGAAAAGAAUGGCUGACCAAUUUCAUGGAAGACCGAAGACAGAGAAGGCUACAUGGCCUGCCAGAGCAAUAUUUAUAUGGAACAGCAACAAAGUACUUGACGUACAAUGACUUCAUCAACAAAGAAUUAAUCCUUUUCUCAAAUUCUGAUAACGAAAGAUCUAUUCCUUCUCUUGUUGAUGGCUUAAAACCUGGGCAACGCAAAGUCUUAUACACAUGCUUCAAGAGAAAUGAUAAACGAGAAGUUAAGGUUGCUCAGUUGGCAGGAUCAGUGGCUGAAAUGUCGGCUUAUCACCAUGGUGAGCAAGCACUUAUGAUGACCAUUGUAAACUUGGCUCAAAACUUUGUAGGAAGUAACAAUAUAAGUCUGUUGCAGCCAAUUGGCCAGUUUGGUACCAGACUACAUGGUGGCAAAGAUGCUGCUAGUCCUCGAUAUAUUUUCACUAUGUUAAGUCCAUUGGCACGUUUGCUUUCCCCUCAAAUGGAUGACAAUUUGUUGAAGUUCCUUUAUGAUGACAAUCAGCGUGUCGAACCAGAGUGGUACUGCCCCAUAAUUCCUAUGGUUCUUGUUAAUGGAGCUGAAGGUAUUGGUACAGGAUGGGCUUGUAGAAUUCCUAAUUAUGACGCCAGGGAGCUGGUCAACAAUGUUAGGCGGAUGCUUGAUGGCCUGGAUCCCCUACCUAUGCUUCCAAGCUACAAGAAUUUUAAAGGAACAAUUCAUGAAGUGGGGCAAAAUCAAUAUGUUGUCAGUGGUGAAAUCUUGGUUUUGGAUCGAAAUACAAUAGAAAUUACAGAACUGCCAGUUAGGACCUGGACACAGGCAUACAAAGAACAAGUCCUUGAGCCAAUGCUUAAUGGGACAGAAAAGACACCAGCUUUGAUAAAUGACUACAAAGAAUAUCAUACUGAUGCUUCAGUAAAGUUUGUUGUAAAAAUGUCAGAAGAGAAACUUGCACAAGCAGAAGCUGCUGGCUUACAUAAGGUGUUCAAACUACAAACGACACUCACUUGCAACUCAAUGGUACUAUUUGAUCAUAUGGGUUGCUUGAAGAAGUACGAAACUGUACAUGACAUCUUGAAGGAGUUCUUUGAUCUGAGGUUGCAUUAUUAUGGUCUCAGGAAAGAGUGGUUGUCAGGAAUGUUUGGAGCAGAGUCUGCAAAGCUGAACAACCAAGCUCGCUUCAUUCUAGAGAAAAUACAAGGAAAGAUUACAAUUGAGAAUAAAUCAAAGAGGGAUCUUUACCAAAUGCUCAUCCAACGGGGCUAUGAAUCUGAUCCAAUCAAAGCCUGGAAAGAAGCUCAAGAGAAGACAGCUGCAGAAGAGGAUUUGUUGGAACUAGAUGAUGGCACUUCAAGUAUUUCAGGUGCUGGGUCUGGACCAGACUUCAACUACAUCUUGAAUAUGCCUCUUUGGUGCCUUACAAAGGAGAAAGUAGAAGAACUAUUAAAACAGAGGGAUGCAAAAGGAAAGGAGCUUGAUGAUCUGAAGAGAAAAACUCCUCCUGACCUUUGGAAAGAUGAUCUUGCUGCAUUUAUUGAAGAGCUUGAUCGUGUGGAAGCCCAAGAGAGAGAGGAUCUUCUGGCAGGAUCGUUUGGUAAGGCAGUUAAGGGCAAGGUUGGUAAACCAAAAAUUAAAAAGCUACAACUUGAAGAAACUCUACCCUCAGUCCAUGGCAGAAGAGUUGAACCAGUCAUCAGCCUUGCAAUGAGAGCAGAUGCCACAAAAAAGAUGAUCAAGAGAAAAGGAAAGGGUGAUCCAGAUGCAAUAAAACUGGAAUUUGAUGAAGAAGUUGGAGCAGGCAUAGGUGAAGGAAAUGGAGAAGAAGUAUUGAAUGCAAGUGAACCCAAAGUCAAAGCUCCGCGACUGAAGAAAGAAAAGAAGGAACCUGGUGUGAGAGCAAGGAAAAUGCCACAGAGUUCCAAAUCCAAUGUCAAGAAAGGAAAGAAGAAAAAUCCCUGGUCUGAUUCAGAGUCUAAAUCAGAUGAUGAUCUAGAAGAACCUGAUUUAACGUUUAUUCCAAGAGAAAUCACACCUCGAAGAGCUGCAGCUGAAAAGCCGAAGUAUACAUUUGAUUUCUCAGAAGAGGAAGCAGAUGAUGAUGAUGAUUUGAAAAUGAAAUCUGAAUCUCCAAGCGUGGAAGAAAGGGAUGCUGAAUUUGUUCCUUCAGACAGUGGAGGGAAGGAUGAAGAUGAUGAUUUCUUCUCCAUUAAAUCCAAGCCAUCAUUACAUGCCGGAAAGGUUAGUCCACAGCCUACAAAAAACCAUGAACCAGAAAGCAUAUUCUCACCAUCGUAUCAUGAGAGAAUAGAAGAAGCAGAUCUCUUAAAAUCAGACAGUGAUGAAGAUUCAUCGCCAGUGUAUUCAUCUCUCAGCAGUAUUAAGAGCUCACACAAGGCUCCUGCCAAAAUACAGACACUUCCACCUUCUAAGAAGGUGACAAAGAAAACACCCACCACUGAUAGUCCAUCCAAACCCAAACGACCACCUAAACCAAAAAAAUCAGAGCAUAUCGAUUCUGACUCUGACUUUGGUUGUGGACUAACAAAAAAGGCAACACCAGCAAAACGGAAGCAGGCAGCUAAACCGAAAAAAUCUGAAUUUGUAGACUCUGAUUCAGAAUCAGACUUGGGUUCUGGCGUGUUAAAGAAAUCAGGACCACCAAAAGGUAAAAGUCGAGGAAAGAAGAGAAAACAAUCUGGCUCUGAAGAUGAUGAAUAUUCUCCUGUGAAGAAACCUAAUAAAUCAUCAGCAAGCAAGAAAUCUAAAAAAUCAAUAUAUGAUGAUGAAGAUGGUGAAAAUGAUUUUGAACCAGCUGAUAGUGUUCGAAGCGCACAUCCUGAUGCAUCUCAGUCUAGGCUGGGCCGAGCCAAGAAAGAGGUGAAAUAUUUUAUAGAAUCAGAUGAAGAUGACUAUGACGAUGAUAUGUAUGAUUAACUGUUUUAAAAAAUUGAAGCAAAAUAAUGUAUCUUGUGUCUCUUUAUUUUUGUCUCUUCUAUCUGGUUCUUUUGUACAUUUGGCUCGGUUUUUGUGAAAUUGUACCUGUUUUUAUUGUGUGUAGAUGUUCUUAACAUUUUAUCAUGCAUACAUGCAAUUUUAUUCACUUUUUUACUUCGUACAAAAUUCAUGUCUGUUUUGAGUAGUCUUGUAGAAAUGUAAUAGAAUGCUGAAAGCACAUUUUAACUGUUUAAGUGAAAAAGAAUUGCAAAUCUGAAUGCGCUUUUUUUUUAAAAAUGAUCUUGAAAUAAACUUUUAGAAAUGGA
Messenger RNA from Chiloscyllium plagiosum (whitespotted bambooshark), 6003 nucleotides. RefSeq names its product DNA topoisomerase 2-beta-like. Gene Ontology annotation, molecular function: ATP binding; DNA binding; DNA topoisomerase type II (double strand cut, ATP-hydrolyzing) activity. NCBI's taxonomy places the organism in Eukaryota, Metazoa, Chordata, Chondrichthyes, Orectolobiformes, Hemiscylliidae. Gene Ontology annotation, cellular component: nucleus. The record is from RefSeq and is a predicted model, not a curated record. Gene Ontology annotation, biological process: sister chromatid segregation; resolution of meiotic recombination intermediates; DNA topological change.